This is a messenger RNA of Elaeis guineensis (African oil palm), 3866 nucleotides long. The record is from RefSeq and is a predicted model, not a curated record. Lineage: Eukaryota; Viridiplantae; Streptophyta; Magnoliopsida; Arecales; Arecaceae.
UUUUUUUCUUCUCUCAUGCCGUCCUCUCUCUAGGGUUUCACUUCCUCGUCUUUUGUCUCGAUCGUGAGCUCGGCGCUUGGAGGAGAGAGCGAGCGAGAAGGGUGCAGAACGAGAGCGAGAUAGGGAGGCAUGGGGGUUCCGGCGUUCUACCGGUGGCUGGCGGAGAAGUACCCGAUGGUGGUGGUGGACGUGGUGGAGGAGGAGGCGGUGGAGAUCGAUGGCGUCAAGAUUCCCGUCGAUACCUCCAAGCCCAACCCUAAUGGCAUGGAAUACGAUAACCUCUACCUUGAUAUGAAUGGUAUCAUCCAUCCCUGCUUCCACCCUGAGGAUCGACCUGCUCCAACUACCUUUGAUGAGGUAUUCCAGUGUAUGUUUGAUUACAUUGACAGACUUUUUGUUAUGGUUCGCCCUCGGAAACUUCUAUACAUGGCAAUUGAUGGUGUUGCACCGAGAGCUAAGAUGAACCAGCAGCGCUCCAGGCGAUUUAAGGCAGCAAAAGAUGCAGCAGAUGCGGCAGCUGAAGAAGAUCGGUUACGUCAAGAGUUUGAGAAGGAAGGCAGAAAGCUUCCUCCAAAACUGGAAUCACAACUUUUUGAUUCCAAUGUUAUCACUCCUGGGACUGAAUUUAUGGAUGUUUUAUCGAUUGCACUACAGUAUUAUAUUCAUUUGAGACUAAAUUAUGACCCUGGAUGGAAACAGAUCAAAGUUAUCCUUUCUGAUGCAAAUGUUCCUGGCGAAGGGGAACACAAAAUUAUGUCAUAUAUUCGCCUGCAACGAAAUCUACCUGGUCACAAUCCAAAUACUCGGCACUGUUUAUAUGGUUUGGAUGCAGAUCUGAUUAUGUUAGCUUUGGCAACGCAUGAAGUGCAUUUUUCAAUCUUGAGAGAGGUCGUGUUCACUCCUGGACAGCAAGACAAGUGCUUCUUGUGUGGUCAAAUGGGCCAUUUGGCUGCAGAUUGCCAGGGAAAUGCAAAAAGAAAAGUUGGAGAAUUUGAUGAGAAGAAUGAAGAUGUGGCUGCUGCAAAAAAGCCUUUCCAGUUUCUUCAAAUCUGGACUCUUCGGGAGUAUUUAGACUAUGAAUUCAGAAUUCCUAAUGCUCCUUUUGAGAUUGACUUUGAGCGCAUAGUUGAUGAUUUUAUCUUCAUGUGCUUCUUUGUGGGCAAUGACUUUCUGCCACACAUGCCAACUUUAGAAAUUCGUGAGGGUGCAAUAAAUUUAUUAAUGGCUGUCUAUAAGAAAGAGUUUAGGGCAAUGGGUGGCUAUUUGACAGACUCAAGCAAGCCAAAUUUGGGCAUAGUAGAGCAUUUUAUUCAGGCAGUUGGAUCAUAUGAGGAUAAGAUAUUUCAGAAAAGAGCUCGGUUGCAUCAGCGCCAAGCUGAAAGAAUAAAACGUGAAAAGGAACAAGCUAAACGAGGAGAUGAUGUAGAGCCACAAGUCAAACCUGAGCUUAUAGUGCCUGUUGCUCGUUUUCAAGGUUCACGUCUUGCAUCUGGUGCUUUGCCUUCACCAUAUGACCAGAGUGGAUCUUCAAACAGGUCAGAAAAGACAAAAAAGGAUAACCAAGUUAGACAAGCUACUACUGCCAUGCAAGUGCUUAAUAUUAAGUCUAAUCAGUAUAAUACGUAUCAUAGUAAGGGAACAAAUUUUCGAGCCCAAAAGGUAGCACGCAUUUCAUCUGAAGGAGCAACUGUUGGUGCUGCUAUUGUGGAGGCUGAGAAUAGUCUUGAAAUAGAAAUACGGGAAAAUAAGGAGGAGUUGAAAACAAAACUUAAGGAAAUGCUUCGUGAGAAAUCGGAUGUUUUUAACUCUGAAACUCCAGAUGAGGACAAGGUAAAACUGGGAGAGCCAGGAUGGAAAGAAAGAUAUUAUGAAGAAAAAUUUUCUGCAAAAACUCCUGAAGAAAUUGAAGCAGUGCGAAGAGAUAUUGUCAUAAAGUACACAGAAGGCUUGUGUUGGGUUAUGCACUAUUACUAUGAAGGGGUUUGCUCAUGGCAAUGGUUUUAUCCUUACCAUUAUGCACCUUUUGCAUCUGACCUGAAGGAUUUAGGUCAAUUGAAUAUAAGCUUUCAACUUGGUGCACCUUUUAAACCUUUCAAUCAGCUAAUGGGGGUGUUUCCAUCUGCAAGUUCCCAUGCUCUUCCUUUGCACUAUAGGCGAUUGAUGACUGAUCCAAACUCUCCCAUAGUUGAUUUCUAUCCAACUGGUAAUGUUUUAUAUUCACAUCGUGGUCUUUACUCUUGUUUAAGAUCUAAGACAUUUCUUGUGCUUUUACUCUGUUGGCCAGAUUUUGAGGUAGAUAUGAAUGGGAAGAGAUAUUCUUGGCAGGGUGUUGUAAAACUGCCUUUUAUUGAUGAGGGUCGGUUACUUGCUGAGAUUGAAAAAGUGGAGCAUACUUUAACGGAGGAGGAAGUGCGUCGAAACAGUAUCAUGUCUGACAUGCUUUUUGUAAAUGUUUCUCACCCUCUCUCUCCAUAUAUAUUUUCUCUUAGUAGCAAUUCUGGACAACUGUCAGAGAAAGAGCGUGCUGAAGUGAAAGAAAAACUUGACCCUGGAGCCAGCGGUGGAAUGAAUGGAUAUUUGUCCCUUUGUGAUGGAGAUCCAUGCCCUCCUGUCUUCAGGUCUCCUGUUAAAGGAAUGGAAGAUAUAAUGGAUAAUCAAGUCAUAUGUUCUGUAUACAAACUUCCGGAUGCACAUAAACAUAUCACUAAACCACCACAAGGUGUCAUUUUCCCAAAGAAGACUGUUACGGCUGGUGAUUUGAAGCCACCACCUGUCCUAUGGCACGAAGAUACUGGCAGGAAGCCAUUUGAAAAUGGAAGGCAAAAUCCUCCAGGGACUAUUUCAGGCCGACAACUUGGAGCAGCAGCUCAUCGGCUCGUCAUGAACAGUUUACAGAUUAGUGCAGACCGUAAUGGUGGUGAAGCAAGUUAUGCUCCACCAUCAUAUGAGAUGGCGGCAAAUGGUGGACUAUAUUCAAAUGGCAGAGACCAUUUUAUAGACCGGCGAACAGCUGUUGGGGUAGACCAUCAAGUUAGUAAUGCACAGUGGUAUGGUCCUGGUAACCAUUUAGGUAACAGUCAUGGGCAGUGGUAUGCUUCUUCGAUGCCGAAUCAUCAUCAAUAUGAAAGAUCUGUAUCACAUCACUAUGAAAGAGAUCAACAGGUUAGGUCGCAUUAUACCGCAAAUGGAAGACACAGCCAACCUGAUGUGAGAGGAAGAGUUCCUGUGCAAAGCUAUCCUCAAAAUGGAGGUUACCCUUAUCAUUCAGUAAAUAGAUCUGCAGCACCACCACCAAUUCCAGGACCCUAUGGUCAUCCAGGGGCUGUAUAUCAUGGUGGCUAUGGGGGCUAUCCAAAUUAUGGAGCAGAGCAGUGGGAGCAACGGCGUGAUCCCAGGAGGGGGCUCCUGUCAUCUCAACCUGCAGUUGGAAGAGGUUAUACGCAUAACCAACAAAGUACUAAUCGUUUUGCAGCUUUAGAUAGAGGCUCAAACCGAAGGCCUCCACCACCACCAGGGUAUGGCCGAUAUUAGGUUUAUACUCGACAUCAGCGCUUUGGGUGCGCCAACGUCAUGUGGGUAAUGUUGUAAGAUAGCAGAUCAUCCAAUUUUAGUCAAGGCUUCUCUUAUUUAGGCAAUUUGCUUGUCUGUAUUCUGCUGUUAGCUCUGAAUCGCCAUCAGUAGUGUUCCUUCUGAAAAAUCAGCGAGGCUUAUAUUUUAGUAUUAUUUGGGAUGCCACCUUAAAUUGGUCUGGCAUCAUCUCCAUGUCUCUUGUUUCUUUUGAUAAAAUUGAUUUGUUCUCCAUAAUGAAGUAUGCUUAUGUUAAUCAAUCAUAUCUUUACAGGCCUGCAUGGUGAGGCUUAUGUUAA